AUGCAUCGAUAUUUUAAAAAAUCAAGGAAUGAUUCAACUUCUAGUUCGAGUAUUGCAACCCCGAAUUCGACUGUGAACCAGGAUGGAAUCAAUGUUGCAAGUUUUGAAGCUAAUUCUGAAAACAUAGUUAGUGACCCGAAUGCGAUUUUGAAUCAAGAAAGAAUCAAUAUUGAAGUUAAUCCGGAAAACAUAGUUAGUGACCCGGGGCUACGGAGUCCUAUUGCUAGUUAUGAUGUUCAAAUAAGGGAUCGCAUUCGAAGAGAAUAUGUCUCUAAGGGGCCUUGUCAACCGAAAGGUCAUGUCUUUAGGAAAACUUCGUAUGGUAAAGAGAAAAGGAGCUUCCAAGCUAAAUGGUUUGAAAAACAUAUAUGGUUGGAAUAUAGUGUUGAAAAAGAAGCGGCAUUUUGUUUUUGGUGUUAUCUUUUCAAGCCUAUUAAUGCCAAUCGUUUUGGAGAUGAUGUAUUCGUGAGUACGGGCUUUAAAAAUUGGAAAAAGGCGCUUGCUAUUUUUAGAGAACAUGAAGGUUCAGCAAAUAGCACACAUGAUCAGGCCAGAAUACUUUUUGAAGGGUUUAAAAAUCAAAGACAAAGUGUUGAUUACAAUUUGAGGAAAUAUGAUAAGGAAGACGAAGUCAACUACCGCAUUCGCUUGACUGCUUCUUUAGAUGUGAUUCGAUUAUUGUUAAGACAGGGAUUGCCAUUUCGUGGGAAUGAUGAAUCAUUUGCGUCUACAAACAAGGGAAACUUUCUAGAGAUACUUAAAUGGUAUUGUGAGCAUAAAGAAGAGGUAGCUGCAGUUACAUUGGAGAACGCUCCACGUAAUAAUCAGAUGACUAGUCCUUUGAUUCAAAAGGAAUUAUCAAAUUGUUGUGCUGUUGAGACUACGAAAGUUAUUUUGGAAGAUAUUGAAAAUCGCAAAUUCUCUCUAUUGGUUGAUGAAGCGCGAGAUUCAUCGAUAAAAGAGCAAAUGGCUUUGGUUAUUAGAUACGUGAACAAUAAUGGAGAGAUUAUAGAAAGAUUCUUAGCCUUGGUACAUGUCACUGAUACUACAGCAAAGUCAUUGAAGGAAGGGAUUGACUCAGUGUUUGCUAAGCAUGCUUUAUCUUUAUCACGGUUAAGAGGUCAAGGCUAUGAUGGUGCAUCAAAUAUGCGGGGUGAGUACAAUGGUCUAAAAACCCUUAUACUGAAUGAAAAUAGAUCUGCGAAGUACAUCCAUUGUUUUGCUCAUCAGCUCCAACUAGUCGUGGUAAAUGUAUUUGGGAAAUCUUGCAAAGAUUUUGGUCGCUACCACAAGAGAUAA
Molecule: messenger RNA, 1299 nt
Organism: Salvia hispanica
Lineage: Eukaryota; Viridiplantae; Streptophyta; Magnoliopsida; Lamiales; Lamiaceae
Source: RefSeq, a predicted model, not a curated record